This is a messenger RNA of Misgurnus anguillicaudatus (oriental weatherfish), 3021 nucleotides long. NCBI's taxonomy places the organism in Eukaryota, Metazoa, Chordata, Actinopteri, Cypriniformes, Cobitidae. The record is from RefSeq and is a predicted model, not a curated record.
GGGGUUUUUUCGUGCACCUGGCAACCACGCACCAUUCGCUUUCAGCAGAGAAGUAAGCGCAGUUACACACUUCAUCGAAGCUGUUGUCCCGUCCCGCUUUUAGGAUCUUAUUUGAACCCGUUCCCUUCUAAACUAAACCGAAUGGGAUGCGGAGUCCUUCACGGUUUAUUUCAGUAGUAGUCUGUUGUGUACAGAGCUCAAUCCUGUGUCCUGAGGGUAAUUUUAGCUCACUGCAUUGCAGCCACUAGAGCUGCUGCUGGAUUCAAACAGCUCCACAAUGGCGACUCCCAGUCCCAGCACCAAUUCACCAACUUCAUGCAAUAGGAGCAUUAGCAUUUCGGGAUCCGUGUUACAUCAGACGCAUCAUUUAACGACAGUUAGCAACAUGCAAGAUUCCAACACAUGCUGCAGGUGUCAAAAUGAAACAGGAUUUCAAAUAAAUCUGUCUGGAGUUACCCAAAGUAAACGCAAAGCACUUAAGUUAAACUUUGCCAAUCCACCGGUCAAACCAACCGCAAGGCUCCCCAUCACGACGGUUACUCCUCCAUUCCAGAACCCACACAUAGAGAGGAUGCGGACACACAGUAUCGAGUCGUCAGGAAAACUGAAGAUUUCUCCAGAACAGCAUUGUGACUUCACAGCUGAGGACCUGAAGGAUCUGGGGGAAAUUGGGAGGGGAGCCUAUGGCUCAGUCAACAAGAUGGUGCAUAAACCCAGUGGUCAAAUCAUGGCUGUCAAGAGGAUUCGCUCCACUGUUGAUGAGAAAGAGCAGAAACAGCUUCUCAUGGAUUUAGAUGUAGUGAUGAGGAGCAGCGACUGCCCAUAUAUUGUCCAGUUCUACGGAGCCCUGUUUCGAGAGGGCGAUUGUUGGAUAUGUAUGGAACUUAUGUCUACCUCCCUCGACAAAUUCUACAAAUAUGUAUAUUGUUCAUCAGAUGAUGUCAUUCCAGAGGAGAUAUUAGGCAAAAUUACAUUAGCAACUGUGAAAGCACUGAAUCACUUGAAAGAAAACUUGAAAAUCAUCCACAGAGACAUCAAACCCUCCAACAUUCUUCUGGACAGAAAUGGCAACAUUAAGCUUUGUGAUUUUGGUAUCAGUGGACAGUUAGUUGACUCAAUUGCCAAGACCAGAGAUGCUGGAUGUAGACCUUACAUGGCUCCUGAACGGAUAGAUCCCAGUGCAUCUAGACAAGGCUAUGAUGUCCGCUCGGAUGUUUGGAGUUUGGGAAUCACGUUGUACGAGCUUGCCACGGGCCGUUUCCCCUAUCCCAAAUGGAACAGUGUGUUUGAUCAGCUGACACAGGUGGUGAAGGGUGACCCUCCUCACCUCAGCAACUCUGAAGAAAGGCAGUUUUCACCCAAAUUUAUCCAAUUCGUAAACCUAUGCCUUACAAAAGAUGAGUCGAAGAGGCCAAAGUACAGAGAACUGCUGAAACAUCCAUUUAUUCUGAUGUACGAAGAGCGAAUUGUGGACGUUGCCAGUUAUGUGUGUAGAAUAUUAGAUCAGAUGCCCACCUCCCCCAGCUCUCCCAUGUAUGUUGACUGAUGGUGACCGGUCUGUUGAACAGAGUACGGAUCGGCAACCAUCUGGUGUACAUACAGCGCCUCACAAAACUUUUAACCAAUUGGAAUUUUUACUGAAUUACAAAUCCUACUUUGAAAUAUUGAUCUCUGUGAUGAUAGUUUUAUUUCAAAGCACUGACAUUCCUGUGUCACUUUUAAAAAGUGUGUCAUACCGGAGAGCGAGAUGGAUGGGCCAGAGCAUGCAUACGAUUGCUUUACUGUACAAAUGCAAUUUAUAAUGCUAAAGUGGUUGUCUAUUUCAGUGCUUAGAAAUAAAUUAUUACAGAGGACAACGAUGAAAUGGCUUUUAUUAUUCAGUAAAAUGAAAGAAUUGGUUAAUAGUCCGAAUCCUAUCACAUACAGGUAUGAAGAAACAUGUGAUUGUGUUCACUUCCCAGUAAAUCCCAAAUGUUUUGUGCAAUAAGGAUCGGCUCUCAUUUAAAGCCAUUUGAACCACGGUGUGUAAACAAACGCUAGCUUCAGAUCUCAACAAAACAGCCUUUCUUAUUUCUUUUGUCUUGUGCUGCAUUUGUGUGUAUGCUUGUGAGAAAUCAUUACGAAGCAAAACUUGAAUUUGCUUAAAUCAAGAAGACCAUCAGAUCCGGAUUUCUCUGUUAAAUGGAUAAACUCACCAAAAUGAAUUAAGAAAAGGCACUGGUGUUUUGCUUUAUGUGUACAGAUAACCAGCAAAGCAACGCUCGAAUUUCACACAAUCUCUUUAUUUAAUAAAUCUGUAUGCAAUGAAAUGUGUUAAAGUAGCUUUACCUGCUAAAUAUGCAAUAUAAAUGUCACGAUUCAAAUGGUUUACUAUAUCAAAGUCUUGUGAAUGUUUUGAUACGCGGGCACUUCUCAUCCACUGUAAGUGUGUAUACACAGACAUUUUCCUUGCCAACAUUGUUAACCUGUAGAAAAGAGGAUUCACCAAAAGCUUGUCCUUUAAGCAUGUGCUCAUUGGAUUUGGCAUGCGAGGAUAAAAUGUGUCCCUUUAUUCACAGAUUUUAAGAAAUGUACAGUGGUUAUCGAAAAAUAUAAAAGCUUUGCCACGUGCCAACUCAUCAAUAUAUGGCAUUUAUUUAUCAGCAGUCUCUGUGGUGGUUGUCAAAUGAUCAACUUUUCACAUGCAGAAUGUUUAAUAAUGGGGUUAAAUAAUUGUAAAGGGCGAUGUGUAUUAUAUUGUAUCAAAAUAUGUACAGAAAAAUGAUCACUGUGAAAAUAUUUUAAGUGUAUGGUGAGAAAUUGUAACAAGGAAAUGUGCAGGGAUUAAUGGCGUAUAUGUUCUGGAUACAUUAACCUGCUUCGGCCUAUUUGUCUUAUACACAUCGCAUAUUUAAUGAGGACGUAUAUGAAACCGACUAAUAUGAUCCUGCAGGUCAGUUUGAAUGUGGCUUUGACUUUGUUUGUUAGAUCCGAAAACACAGUUGGGAUAAAUGCUAGAAUAAAACCAAGUACUCAGCCGUU